AUUACUUUCAGGCCUACAUCUAUUCUUCGGCUAUUGACAACCUCUCCCUUUUCAGUGUGCAUGACUGGAGCUCUCACUAGCGCUGCUAGUGGACAAUCAAACCUACACACCCACCUCCAGACACACUCGCAUUUCUCAUUUCUUACUUCUAGUCUAAAUUAGAUAGCAAGACGUAGUGUCGGAGCUCACAGAUCGCAUUAGAAUUAGUUUCAAGUACUAGCGGUAGUUAAACAGUAAACCUUGAAAUUCAACAUGGAGUCCCCUCCAGAUCCAGCGAGCGACCCGGGCAACAGCGCCUCGGAGCCGGCUACCCCGGUCAGGGAAACCCCGGUAAACCUGGAGUCGCUCCGGAAAGCGGACCAUCCAGCCCCGGUUCGAAGGCAGACCUGUUCAAGCACCAACAGAGGUAUCUCAGUAACAAAGAAGACACAUACCUCUCAAAUCGAAAUAAUUCCCUGCAAGAUCUGUGGAGACAAAUCAUCAGGCAUCCAUUACGGCGUGAUAACAUGUGAAGGCUGUAAGGGCUUCUUCAGGAGGAGUCAGCAGAGCAAUGCAGCCUACUCCUGCCCCCGUCAGAAGAACUGCCUGAUCGACCGCACCAGCCGCAACCGCUGCCAGCACUGCCGGCUGCAGAAGUCUGCCGUGGGCAUGUCACGAGAUGCGGUGAAGUUUGGCCGCAUGUCAAAGAAGCAGCGAGACAGCCUGUACGCCGAGGUCCAGAAGCACAGGCUGCAACAGCAGCAGCGUGACCACCAACAACAGCCUGGAGAGGCGGAGCCGCUCACACCUAGCUAUGGCCUCUCAGCCAAUGGCCUCACAGAGCUCCAUGACGACCUCAGCGGCUACAUGGAUGGUCACACCCCCGAUGGCAGCAAACCAGACUCGGCGGUCAGCAGCUUCUACUUGGACAUCCAGCCAUCUCCUGACCAGUCAGGCCUGGACAUCAACGGCAUCAAGCCGGAGCCCAUCUGCGACUUUGCUCCCGGCUCUGGCUUCUUCCCUUACUGCUCCUUCACCAACGGAGAAACUUCCCCCACCGUGUCCAUGGCUGAAUUAGAGCACCUGGCCCAGAACAUCUCCAAGUCACACAUGGAGACAUGUCAGUACCUGAGGGAGGAGCUGCAGCAGAUGACCCCGGGAAGUCAUGUGGCAGCUGUGUGCUAUCAAAAUAACAGAGGCCAUUCAGUAUGUGGUGGAGUUCGCCAAGCGCAUCGACGGCUUCAUGGAGCUGUGUCAGAAUGAUCAGAUAGUGCUGCUGAAAGCAGGCUCUUUGGAAGUUGUGUUUGUCAGAAUGUGCCGUGCCUUUGACUCGCAAAACAACACAGUCUAUUUUGAUGGAAAGUAUGCCGGACCUGAUGUGUUCAAGUCAUUAGGCUGUGACGACUUGAUCAGCUCCGUCUUCGAGUUUGGGAAAAACUUGUGUUCUAUGCACCUGUCUGAGGAUGAGAUCGCCCUGUUCUCCGCCUUUGUGUUGAUGUCUGCUGACCGGUCCUGGCUCCAGGAGAAGGUGAAGGUUGAGAAACUCCAGCAGAAGAUCCAACUGGCCCUCCAGCAUGUGCUGCAGAAGAACCACAGAGAGGAUGGUAUACUCACAAAGUUGAUAUGCAAAGUGUCGACACUGCGAGCGCUGUGCAGUAGGCAUACAGAGAAGCUUACAGCUUUCAAAGCAAUAUACCCAGACAUUGUGCGUGCCCACUUCCCCCCCUUAUACAAGGAGCUGUUCGGAUCAGACUUUGAGCAGUCCAUGCCCGUUGACGGGUAGCAGCCCUGCCAGGUGCCAGUGUGCCCACCGUAGGGGAAUGUGGAGGAGGAAUCUGAGACACUUUAUUGGUGCCCUGCACAAACCAGAGCGGACAGAUGGCACGCUGUUCAACUCCUUCUUUUACAUCGGAGGGGAGGGCUUAGGGAGUUGAUUCUCAAGGUUUACUUUACUGAAUUUAGUUCUCUUUGGAAGACUUGUGGGACCCGACACCCCAUGGGACAUGAAGAGGAGAUAGGGACAAAUAAUUUCUGUCUGGUUGAACUUGACCCUCUUUUGCGCAUUUCUAACAUGGAAUUCAUGAUUCACUUAAUUUCAUUCAUUCAUUUUCACCAGUAUUUAUUGCAUCACCAUCAUUGUGAGUUUAUCUGUGCAUCUGACUUGUAAUUGUAUAACCAAUUAACGAGUCACUUUUGGAAUUGAAAUAGUUUUAAGAUGUCUUCAAUUAGAAGAUAAAUCCACAUCAGUAUGUUUCAGGUUACACUCCCAAAACAGUUUCAAUAUUGUCAUAUUUAAAGUUUUAAAUAGUCUUAUCCCUAUCUGUCCCCAAAGUGAAAUAAAUAGCUGAUAAAUGCGCACAUUUUGGUCAAGUUCAGCCGUUUUUCUCUUGUGUUCAGUUGUAUCUUUUGGACGCAGUUCCUGGAAUGAAAACUCACAGCGACUUUGAGGGAGGGUCUGUCGGCAUGGUGAUGCAAUCGGCACCUCUCUAUGGACAAUCGUUAAAAAAAAAAAAAGAAACAUAGAAUUCUGGUAAUUCUAAUGAAAAACGCAAUGAUUUUAGCUGUCAAAGACUCCAUCCACCAUUGUUGCAUAGUGAAAUCAUGUAAGGCCAUCUGCUAUUAAUCCUUCUCUGGACAGGUGCCCUGGAGAAGCACAGGGCACCAACACAAUGAAAAGGGUCCAUUCCACCUGUUUUAUAAUGUACUACAGGGUAUAUGGUCAUAAGUACUUACUAUACAGAAAAAAGUAAUGUUUAUAGAAUCUAUUUUAAAUAACAUGUAUGAUAUUAGUAGUUAGACCAUUCUUAAUUGUUGAAUUGAUAAGGCACUUUUAUUUACACUUUUCUUUAAUUUAAGACUUGUAUAUUUACCUAGUGAUGUGUUGCAUGUGCACAAGAAAUACAAGUUGAACCAUGGUCACAGAGGCUAGUCCUGGGAGCUGCAGAUGAUACUGGUCUGGAAGUGUAAGGGCUGUCUGUCAGGAUUGCUGGUGUGGCUGCUGGUUGGUGAACAAAGAGGCAUGGAUGAGAAGACAUUUUAGAGAAGCUCUGUCACCUGUUACCUCAACAACUGCCUGUCAGACACCUGUCAAAAUGUAGCUCUUAUACUCCUUUUAGCAAGUAUGGACACAUACAGUAACAGCCAACAAACCUUCUAGUGACGUUACAGUCUCGUGGGUUUCUUGAUCUUUCUUAUGAAUACACCCGGAUUGAACAUCAUUUGUUUAAACCUUUUUGUCUAAAUAAAAAUAUUUGGUACACAUUUUACUGUGAAAAACCUCACAUAUUAUGUGAAGAAGGGCACAACAAAACAUGAAAAUCCAACAUUAUUGCAGCCAGAGCUUAUAAAUCAACAUUAAAUAGCCCUGAAGCCGGACUGGAAAGAUCACACAUGGACUGUAAUCCAAUUGUUCCAUCUAGUGGAAGGUAUAGAUACAGCAAGUGAGUUAACAGCCUAAGCCUGACAAAGAUGCAAGGUCUACCUAAAAGCACAAGAGCCUCUGUCAAAAUGUUUUGAGCGUUUUUUGUUGUUGUUUUUGAGUGACUUUAUUUGCCUUCUCACCACAGCCUCAGCCCACCAAUGCCACAACAGGAGACAGAAGGAACAGUGAAGGGAAAGUGAAUAUUCAAAGCCUUGUCUGGUAGUAAAGCUUCUAUUUUUGUAACAUGUUUUGGUUAAUAAAGUCAUGAAAGAGAACGAGGGAGAGAAAAAGAUGUCAGGUAGCACUUAACUAUAUUCCCGCAAUAAUUAGACUAGCUGUUGUUUGUAUGAUUAGGGGAGAAACAUAAAAAUGGUAGGACAAGUGCUAUUUUCAGAAUGCUUUGUUGUUGUGUUUCCGUUAUGUUGAGUGUGUCUUUCUUGUCAGUGUGGUAGUAAAGUGGUAGAAAAAAACUCUGGAUGUGCCAAACAGUAGUCGUUGCUUCCGCUUUCCAGUCUACUCGUCUAUAAUGUAGAAUGGAUUCCUAAGACAUUCCAGCAAUCUCUGUAGCGGCUUCUAGAAAUAUCUUUUAAAAAAGAGCAAAAAAAAAAGAAAUGAAAAAAAAAGAAAAGUGAUAUCCCUUUAGAAACCCAACAAAGCAUGUUAAUACAUCUGUCACCAACAGUAACAUAGAAUCCAGUUGUUUGUCUUUUGUUUUCUGUUUGCACACUAUCAUUCCUCUGCAGUGCAAUUUGCACAAGACGUUAAUGCCUUGUGCUGUCACCCCUCAGGGACGAGUUUCUUUUGCGCUUUCUGUUUUGAGAGGACAUUUGUUUGUACUCAUUAGGUUUAGUUUAUGUUUUUUGUCAGUGAUUGAAAUUAAUAUUUGAAUCUUCAUCACAGAGUGGUUUCUGAAUUUUCACAUUAUUGAUGUCCUUUAGGGGCCUCCAGCCACUCAAAGACCACCACUGCGCCCCCACUGUCAAGUUCAAGAAAAUGUCAUUUGUAAAAACAACAAAACCCCAUCACUUUUACAAACCGCAGUUUUAUCAGUACACAGCAUAUUCCUGUCACACAAAAAUCUGUUUUGGUUUCAAAUGGUGUCAUCAGGGUCUUAAAAAAUGAUAACCCUCUUUAUUAGAAAAACCAAAUAUUCUUAUGCAAUACUAAAUCUGUUGUGUUUGGGUUGUGGUAUAUGCUGUACCCAAGUAAUAAUCUCUGUUAUGAUCCAAUGCUAUUUGGAUAUGCACAAGCCCUCUACGACUAGUAAACCUCAGUCUCCCAGCAAAAGAAAACCCAGUCUGGAACACUGCUAGACAAUCCAGGUUGAGAGGCCCAGUGGCCUGGCAAGAGCAGCGAAGAGGAUGAGGUGUGAACGCUCAGGGAGGUAACGGGUAGACCGAAGAAGCAGCUCGCUUUCCUCUGGACAGUUGCAGAGCAUUUGAUUAGCUCUGUUAUGAAUUAAUGAGGUCUUUAAAAUCUCUUCAAAGCACUCAAUUGAUGAGAAGAGGUAGCAUAGCACACUGAACGGUAGUUACAGCACUUACUGUUCAGAAAACAAUAAAGAGAUGGAGAUUUGGCUGAUUUCCUGUUAUUUAUUUGCAAAAAAAAAAAAAAUUUGGUUUGUUUCUUGAAAAUGAUUCAGUUUUCUUAAGCUGUUGUAAUAUUGCUUGAUGGUCACAUAAAACAGUAUUUUUUCUCAAAUAUGAUCAGCAAAGGUCUACCACCAAAACGGUUCUCCUCUCAUAAAGUGAAAAUUUGUUUUUCAUUUAAGUCUACAUGUUUGAGUGGCAUGUAAUGUGUUCUACAAUAUAAAACAAGCAAUAUGCCUUGUGUUACAAUUACGGGUCUCUACAGUGCAGUCAUCAUCCUUUUUGAAUUGACUUUAUUCAUCCAGCUGAUUCAAACUGAUAAGGUUUACUCUCAGUCUAGAACAAAAAAUAAUAAAGCCCCAUUACUCUGUUUUCAUCUUCUUAUGUACUGGUAUUGUUGGAAGGAUAGCAGAAAAUGGUCAUCAAACACAUGAAUACUUGUGUCUAACUAUAAACUGCGCCUUCGCACAGGCCUGUAAAGUGAUGUCCUUCUGUAUAUUCUCACUUGAGAUAUCCCAAUUUACUGUAAGUAAGGGAUUGAUGCUACGUGUGCUAUUCAAUCAGUGUAUAGUAUUCAGUAAAAUGUGCUGGUCCUUCUGUCUCUGCUCUGUUGUCUGUUUGUAAAAAGCAAUAGUGUGUGUGUGUGUGUGCGCGCGAUUGUGUGUGUAUGUGUUUGUUCUCGCAGUGUGUGAAUAAAAUAAACCCCAGACAAGGCUUUAAUAAUUACAGAGGGAACAGGGUUAUGUGGAACGAGGAGGUCUUGAUUUUAUUUUGGGACUUUUUUCUUUUUUUUAAAAAAAAAAGGCUUUGGAAUUGCUGAGCUUGAUCCAUCCAUAAAUAGGUGUAGGUUUUUAAAAGCAUGACAUAAUGCCUUCAACAAUUCAUGGGUCUGCAGGAUGCUGUGAGGCAACAUUGACCAGCUUCACAGUGCAAACAUGCUUCGCUAUCAGUUCGGACAGCACGGCAACAGCCUGAGCUGAAAUGAAUUGGAGUGAAUUCUGGACUGUAAAUUGUGAAAAAUGAGUCUUCUUGACCAUACAAAUUGUGAAGAUCAGAGUUAUGUCACGCUUAAAGUUGUGCUGGAGUGUCGGUGUGUUACCCAGAAUUAUGAGUCAGUCAUCAUACUUUAACAUAACUCACUUUCCAAAGCACAGCUGAUAAGGAUUUAUGAUUAAAAAUACGUUUAAGAAUAUAGUUUAAAAAAAAAUUGAAAAGCAACUUUUAGCCAUAAUCGAAUGUCAAGCAAUAAUAUAUGUCUGUGUAUUAUUUUUGAUUCUUUUGUGCAUAAUAGUCUUUGAACAUCUGCAUGUAAAUACACCUCUUAUUUAUCACUUUUUUGGUUUUGUUUUAUUUUUGUGUUGAUUUUGUGGAUGUUUUUAUGUUUCAUCUGUAUAUUUGACCAGUUCUGUUCCCAGGUGGAGAACUAAGAACUUGACAUGGCCUGUAUGCUGUAUAUCUUAUUUUCUCUCUCUUUCUCUCUCCCUCAUUCUCGGCUGUUUAUUCACCAUAUUUAAUGUUAUUAUUGAUCACAUGUAUAAAGGUAGCUUUGUAAUUUCUGUCUGUAUAGGUAAGAGGAAAAUACUGCUACUAAGGCCUACCCAGUGAAAAUAUUUAUCUGUUUAUCAAUUACACCAUAUUGUACGAUAACUCUGUUUCUAGUUUGCUUCCCUCCUCCUUUAGGAUUAGUUUGAUAGCGAUAGGGUGUGCUGACAUUUAUUUUGUGUUGCCCUAAUGUGUGGUGCUAGGUAAGUUAAUUUUGUGAACAAAGUAUUGAUUCCUAAGCCUGGCCACCCUAUUAGUCCAUUCAUUUCAUUGCAUAUUAAUGUAUUAUUGAUAUUAGGACUCAAUAAAUAAUAAUGAUAAUGAAAAUGAUAGUGGUAAAAAUUACCCAGCCAGUACCUGUAUCAGUGUGCUCGUCUUGGGAUAAGGCACUUAUUUCCUUCUGACUUAUAGCAAAGCUAGUAUCUGCUAAUUAACAAGCUAUUUAAGGUUGCUUUCCUGGUUUGUGGAAAAAUGAUAAUAUUCAAACUGAAACAGCAGUAUUGUGUUUUUUCUUUGUCUGAUUGUAAAAACCACUCACUGAGGCUAUAGUUUGUCAGGUUUUAAGAUACUAAAUAUUUACCUCUCUUGCGUCUGCAUAGUUCUUCACCUGAUGCAGGGAAGUGGUGCUUGGAUUUUAUUAAACAGAGCCUCGGUAUGCUUUUGUUAUUCCCCAUUUUAGACUAUCCUGAAAGUGGUUUCUUCAGACCAGUGGCAUAAACCUCUUGCACCACAUGAAGUGUUACAAAUGUACAUGAAAGAAUUGCCAUUUGAGGACAAAGUUGACCUUUUCUCUCCACUCUGUAGCAAAUAUCAGUGAGAAUAUGCUUGCAAUAAUAUACAACGUAUCACACUGAGUGCCUCUUGGUGUAACAAGAUGCAUACAUGGUUUUGAUUGUCUUUUUUUGUGGUUUUUCCAGACGUGUACUGAAGUGACAAUGUAUUUUGUACAUGAGGAUGAAUUCUCACUCUCACAUGCUUCAAAUGUUUUUUCAGAGUCUUUCUUUUAUGUGAUGGUAAUCAUUUUCACGUGGGUUGAUGCACUAUGUGAAAGGGUUUCAAUGUUUUGAUGGUCCGUUUUUGAGUGUAAUGUCACAUCCCUCACCUUAUUUGAGAAACACAACUGGAAAGUUUGUUUCAUGUUGAUCUUGAAUGGUCAAAUAAAUGGUCGCAGAAAAUAUUACACAAAAGUUCACCUGCACGUUGUUUUUUGUUUUUUGCUUAGGCAAAAACUAACAGGCAAUCCACUUUUCUUCAUUUUCUGUUUGUUUUAUAUCAGCUCCUUUUUUAUUUAAUCGGAGAACAGAAGAUUUACUAAUGCAUUGUAUGUCAAGUAUUUGUAUGUGUUUGUAAAAGAGGCAUACAACACAUCUGGAUUUCUUUAAUGUUCUGUGUUCAACGCACGCUUUUACGUCGGUUGGGGUAACGUGAAGGGUGGGUGGAGCACGGGUCGAUUCUUUUUUUUCCAUGCAAAAGCAGUACAAAUUAUGGGAAAGCCGAAACUAGUGUGUGGUUGUCACAAAUUUCUAAGUCACACGUUUGCUACUGAUGUUAAAAUGGGGACAGAUGAUCAUGUACCUUUUUAUCCAGCUCUUUUGAACUCUCUUUAGCAGGUAGUCUAUUCACAAACGUAGUUUUGCUCCUUCUUGUCUGAUUCUUAAAUAUGAAAAUAAGUAUUUUGAUUCAUUUUGUAAAUACAGCUGUAAAGAAAAAUAAGAAAUUUAAUGUUGUCUUUUAAAUACUUUUCAUUCUAAUAUGAAUGUUGUUAUAUUGUACUUAGAAACUGUACCUUUAAUAUUACCUUUAUUAAAAGUGCAUUGGACACAUCGAUUUUAGAUGUGCUUUAUGUGCUGUUAUCCCAUAAUAAAAUUUACCGCUUGUAAU
This is a messenger RNA of Morone saxatilis (striped sea-bass), 8412 nucleotides long. RefSeq names its product RAR-related orphan receptor A, paralog a (gene roraa). Gene Ontology annotation, cellular component: nucleus. The record is from RefSeq and is a predicted model, not a curated record. Gene Ontology annotation, biological process: regulation of transcription by RNA polymerase II. Gene Ontology annotation, molecular function: RNA polymerase II cis-regulatory region sequence-specific DNA binding; zinc ion binding; nuclear receptor activity. NCBI's taxonomy places the organism in Eukaryota, Metazoa, Chordata, Actinopteri, Moronidae.